Messenger RNA from Daldinia decipiens, 872 nucleotides. RefSeq names its product transport protein particle component. Lineage: Eukaryota; Fungi; Ascomycota; Sordariomycetes; Xylariales; Hypoxylaceae. Bases 123 to 758 code for a protein of 211 amino acids. The record is from RefSeq and is a predicted model, not a curated record. The transcript is spliced from 3 exons. Gene Ontology annotation, biological process: endoplasmic reticulum to Golgi vesicle-mediated transport; regulation of GTPase activity. Gene Ontology annotation, cellular component: TRAPP complex; trans-Golgi network; cis-Golgi network.
CCUUACGACUGCCGCCUCUGCUUGCGCUUAUACCGCGGGUCUUCUCGGGACAGAAGGCGUAAGAGGGUAGGUAGUAGUAUAUAUCGAAGAGGAGAGAAAAGAAGGACAAGAGGAACCCCGCCAUGUCGUCGUUCGACCAACCCCUCCCGCCCUUCAACGCCUCGGACCCGAGCGCCUCGUUCCUGAGCACCUCGUGCCUGGACUUCCUGAUGAUCGAGCUGGUGCCCAUGGCGUACCGCGUCGCGAACGAGCUGGAUGCGCCGGAGCCCGGCGCCGCUGCUGCUGCUGCUGCUGCUGCUGCUGAUGGCGGGGAGGCGGGGACGGCUGGGAAGAAGUUGGAUGAGGACGAGGAGAGGGAUGCGGUUUUCUUCAGGCUGGACGGGCUGGGGUACAGAGUCGGGCUGGGGCUCGUUGAGCGCUUCUCCCGCGACCGCCCACGCUUCAACGACACCCUCGACGCCAUCAAGUUCAUAUGCAAGGACCUGUGGAUGCUGGUCUUCAAGAAGCAAGUCGACAACCUCAAGACCAACCACCGCGGCGUCUACGUCCUGACCGACAACGCCUUCCGCCCCCUUUCGCGCAUGAGCGCCGAUGCCGGCGGCCACGCCGUCGUGAGGGCCCAGCCUUUCCUGUGGUUCCCUUGCGGCAUCGUCCGCGGCGCCCUCGCCGCCAUGGGCAUCGCCGCCACCGUCCAGGCCGAGACCAACGAGCUUCCCGGCGCCGUUUUCCAGAUCAAGACCGUGCCUGCCAAGCAAUGAGAUCUCGUUACUUGACUUAACCUAACCACCCUGCCUGGACUUGGUCUACUUACUACAUGGCAGAAUUAUCUCUUGGCACGCCGACUGUCUACGUAAGGCAGGAUUCGUCAUGCC